AUGAGACUUCCAUCCAGCUCUUCGCUUGUCUUGGCUACUCUCGCCAUUUCGUCUUCGUCUUCGACUUUAUGCGCGCUCGCUGCUCCCGCGGGCGAUCACGCUCAAGCUUCAUCUGGUGUUGGUAGUUCCAAUAAUCAAUUCCGGGACGCCAGGCGCGAUUCAGUCUCUCAUCCUAAUCCUCAAGUUGACUACGCUCGGGAAGCGCGUUCAGAAGAACAAAAUGUAGAAGUUCAAGAGCGAGGCCUUCUUCCUGGACCUCUAUGCACUCUUCCGUUGAUCCCUGACUUACUCAACGUGCUCGGAAUGCCCUGUCCUAGCGUUCAAGCCGCAGACGUCGACACCUUGAGCGUGAUGUCAGCCGAUAAUACAACUGAUACUACCCCCGAGGCCUCUCCUACAUGGAGUCCGACCCCAUCGAAUUCGUCUACUUCUUCUUACGCGCCUUCCACUUCUAGUGCUCCUUCUCGUCGUGAUGCCUCUCCGCUUCCUCCAAAUGCUCCUGAGCUUCCCGUCGACCCUAACGCGAUCCUAGGAGGUGUGACUGGCGUUGUCACUGGCAUUCCUGGCAAAGCUGGGGAUGUCGCUAGCCAGGCUCCUCUUCCGCAACCAGUCGAGGACAAGGCGGGGACUGUUGAAGGUGCUCUACCUAUACAGCCAGGACAGGUUCCGUCCACGGUCAUUGGUGCGGCAAAAGACAAGUUAGGGGCUGCCGAAGGGGCUGCUCCUCAACCAAUCAAGGAUAAUGCGGGAACCGUCGAAAACGCUGCUCCUAUUCAACCUCCGGUUCGUCGUAGUCAUCGCGCGAGACGAGAUGCCCCUGCCCCUCCUUCGCCUCCUUCUGCACCGCCUUCGCCUCCUUCGCCUCCUUCUGGUCCUCCUUCUGGAGCUCCCUCUCCUCCCGUUCAGCCGCCUGUCCAACCCCCUGCCAAGCCACCUGUCCAGGCUCCCAUUCAGCCGCCAGCAUCUACCGCCACCGUCACGAGCACGAGUACUGUAACAGAAACCGCGGCGCCCACCUCUGCUUGA
Molecule: messenger RNA, 1026 nt
Organism: Lentinula edodes (shiitake mushroom)
Lineage: Eukaryota; Fungi; Basidiomycota; Agaricomycetes; Agaricales; Omphalotaceae
Exons: 2
Coding region: 1-1026 (341 amino acids)
Source: RefSeq, a predicted model, not a curated record